GCUGCAGGGCGGCGUGCGGGCGGGGGCCGCUCCCUCCCCGCGCUCCCUCCUCUCCCCGCCGCGACUCGGGCCCGGCGCGGGCGGCAGCAUGCUGAGCCUCCUCGUCUGGAUCCUCGCCCUCUCCGACACUUUCUCCCAAGGGACCCAGACCCGCUUCAGCCAGGAGCCAGCUGACCAGACUGUAGUGGCCGGACAGCGGGCCGUGCUCCCCUGUGUGCUCCUCAACUACUCUGGCAUCGUGCAAUGGACCAAAGAUGGGCUGGCCCUGGGCAUGGGACAGGGCCUCAAAGAGCCAAGUGCAGAUGAGGAGAGUCCAGGGGGCUGUGGGCAGCUGCUAGUGGCCCCUCGGGGCCUUGUGCGUGUGGCAGCCCCUGCCCAGGCCAUUGGGGACCCAGCCCCACCGUGGGACAUAUGUGGCCCCAACCUGCGCAGGAGCCCAGAAGUGGCCAUGAUUGCGCCACAGAUGAAGAAACUGAGACACAGUGACUUCAGUGACUCAUCAGAGAUCGCACAGCAGGUGGAAAAGUGCCAGGACUUGAAAGGAGAGCAGCCGGACUCUGAGCCCUUCUCCCUGCUAUCCCUUCCCCCAGAGGAUACCAGGAUCGAUGGCGGCCCUGUGAUUCUGCUGCAGGCAGGCACCCCCCACAACCUUACCUGCUGAGCCUUCAAUGCCAAGCCUGCCGCCACCAUCAUCUGGUUCCGGGACGGGACACAGCAGGAGGGCGCAGUGGCCAGCACGGAGCUGCUGAAGGAUGGGAAGAGAGAGACCACCAUCAGCCAGCUGCUCAUCAACCCCACAGACCUGGACAUCGGGCGCGUCUUCACCUGCCGCAGCAUGAACGAGGCCAUCCCUAACGGCAAGGAGACGUCCAUCGAACUGGACGUGCACCAUCCCCCUACUGUGACCCUAUCCAUCGAGCCUCAGACGGUGCAGGAGGGUGAGCGUGUGGUCUUCACAUGUCAGGCCACUGCCAACCCUGAGAUCCUGGGUUACAGAUGGGCCAAGGGGGGGUUCUUGAUUGAAGACGCCCACGAGAGUCGCUAUGAGACAAAUGUCGACUAUUCCUUCUUCACGGAGCCGGUGUCUUGUGAGGUCCACAACAAAGUGGGGAGCACCAAUGUCAGCACUUUAGUGAAUGUGCACUUUGCCCCCGGGAUUGUAGUGGACCCCAAGCCCACAACCACAGACAUUGGCUCUGACGUGACCCUCACCUGUGUCUGGGUCGGGAAUCCCCCACUCACCCUUACCUGGACCAAGAAGGACUCGAACAUGGUAAGACUCUCUCUUCCUGUCCCGAGUGCUGGGAGGAAGGCACAACCACUGACUACAGCAGGGGCAAGGGGCGGGCCAGGGUUCUUUCUCACUGGGGAUAACACUGGGAUCUGGGGAUGUGAGAAGGACAGCACUUGCCGCCAGGGUCCACCCCUUCAUGAACAGGACAGCUGGCCAGUGAGGGGCCAUGGGAGGGAGAAGCCGGUGGUCUGUGCAUGGACAUCAGUGAGGAGGGACAAGGACAGGAGGCCCGAGGUGAUGCCUUGCAGUGGCAGAAAGAGCUGGUGAACUAACGAGGCAUAGGAAAGUGGAGAAGCAGAGAUGACUCCAGCGAGAGACCAGCUAGACCCCAUGGGCCUAGAGACCCAUAUUUGGCAGUUGGGGCCAGAAUAAUAGGAAGAAGAAUUACAGAGUAAGCCAUCAUCUGUUGGCAUCCAGAACACUAGAACAGGUUACUGGGCUCGGUGGCGCAUGCUUGUAAUCCAGCAUUGGGAGGCUGAGGCAGGAGGAUCCUUGUGAGUU
Messenger RNA from Octodon degus (degu), 1795 nucleotides. It is a transcript of the gene Kirrel1, whose product is annotated as kirre like nephrin family adhesion molecule 1. The record is from RefSeq and is a predicted model, not a curated record. The transcript is spliced from 9 exons. Gene Ontology annotation, molecular function: cell adhesion molecule binding. Lineage: Eukaryota; Metazoa; Chordata; Mammalia; Rodentia; Octodontidae. Gene Ontology annotation, cellular component: cell-cell junction. Gene Ontology annotation, biological process: cell-cell adhesion.